CGACGACCGCUGGGCAACACGCUCGACAGCGCGGACGCUCCGUAAACCCCUACUCACGAUGUCUGGUCACGAUGAAGAGUCGCGGAGGGAUAGGCUGCCGUCGUUCGCCGAGGUCCUCUCGCGGCGAACGCGACCUCCUGUUGAUCUUUUCAUGUUCUACCUCUUUCUUCAGCGAGAAGGAGCGGAAGACAUCCUGGACUUUUGGCUCGACGUGCAGCAGCACGAGAAUCUGUGCCGUGCCUACUUCAAGGACGUGCGCAAGACCGGGCGGUCGAUCAAGGAGGACUGGCCGCAAUACUGGGAGUACGCGCGCCGACGUGGAUCGAUAUACGGAACGAUUGUGGGGAUGAGUAACGCCGGUCUUCAGACGAAGCGAAGUACGGCGAGCACGGGCGAGAUGCUGAGCGACCAGGAGAAGCACGGGCUCGCGCAGGCAGGGGAGAAGGGAGCGACCAGCCCCGACCCGCGUUCGACGACGUCUCCCGCAACGGCUGUCGGCAGCGAGUUUGAGCCCGCGAGGAGCACGACGCCAUGGUCGCUCGGCGCGCGUACCCCAACCCUCUUCAAUCGGCGCGCCUCACGCGCACCCACUAUUCUCCCCCGUGACGGCGCCGUCACGAAACAGCAGCUGAUCAAAUCGGCGGAAUACAUCUUCUACCGCUACCUCACGCCGUCCAACACGGUUAACUCGACGGAGAACCACGAGAUCUACCUCCCCCCCGCACUUCGCAUCCACGCGUUCCCGCUCUCCAGCGGCGCGGAGCCCAAGACCGACGCGGAGGAGGCCGUGCUGGCGCAGAUUCCGGAUAUGUUCCACGCGCAAAAGGAGUAUUGCUUUAGGGCGAUGGAGCAAGACGCGUUUCCCAGGUUCCUGAGGGCGAAGGCGUUUGGAAAUCUGACCCCGGUAUCGGCACUCGUCCGGCUGGUGGUCGGCCUCAUCGUGCUGUGGAUUGGGUUCGCGGUGGCGUUCUCGCUCGUCUUCCUUGAUGUGAAGCCCAAGUCCGUGCGCUUCUACCUUUUCAUCCCUUUCACCCUCUCCGUCCUAUUCCUAAUCUCACAUCAGUACGAACUCGACCCUCUUCUCGUCUUCCUCAAUCGGUCGGAAUCCACCCCAUUCAGAACCCUCGCCAUCAAGGAGUCCUACGUCAAGAAGCUCCUCCUCGGUCGUGCUAUCUGGGUCACCGUCCUGGUGGGCAUCAUCGCGACCGCCUUGACCCUCAUAUUCUGGGCCGUGCCGGGCCAUCGUCUCUGAGCCAUCGCACGCGUCAUCUUGGUGUCAUCUUGAAAGGCCGAAUGUAAUACUUCACGGGGCGGCGGUGGAUGGUAAUGGAGGGCGUCGGACGGUCUCGCAGCUCAUCGAACAUCUUAUUUUCCCAGUCUCUUUUGGCUCCCUCGAAUUCCAGCGCUUGAUCCCACUCAUGUCGUUCCUUCCACUCCUUGUUGAUUAUGUCUCCUCGUCACCUUCUGGAUCUAUAUACCUAGGUUGAUACCCUCGCUUCAUGUUUGCUAUCGCAGCUAAUAAAUUAUAGUCAAUAUUGGACUCGUUUGAGUCGGACGUUGGCAUUGGCCGAUGCCGGAAGACUCCGGUGGCGUGCAGGCCUGCGGCUGCGCACGCAACUCGACUUGACUU
Punctularia strigosozonata HHB-11173 SS5 is the source of this 1630-nucleotide messenger RNA. RefSeq lists its product as uncharacterized. The transcript is spliced from 3 exons. Gene Ontology annotation, cellular component: plasma membrane. NCBI's taxonomy places the organism in Eukaryota, Fungi, Basidiomycota, Agaricomycetes, Corticiales, Punctulariaceae. Gene Ontology annotation, biological process: intracellular protein localization. The record is from RefSeq and is a predicted model, not a curated record. Bases 59 to 1252 code for a protein of 397 amino acids.